AUGGCUUCCGCACUAUUUCUCUCUACCAAAGAAACAACCAAUUAUGCUCGGUUGUGCCGCCUUCUCAUCGAUGUUGGAACAGAAGUUUUGCGAAAGGUAUUUGAUCGAAUUCACCCACCAAUCAGCCUGCACACAGUGUUAGCACAAAGUGGAGUUAAAAGUAAACUGCAGACACUUUAUAAGAGGAGAAAGUUAAAUCAAACUCAGUGGAACAUACUUUAUCCCACUAUCACUUCUUCUGUUUCGUCUGCGGACUUUGAUGUCACCCUUCUGAUGGUUCUAUUCAGGAACAUCUGCAAUUUGCCUCAACCUGGGACUGGUUGGGAUGAUCUUCCAACCGCAGCAGACACAAGUUUAGAAGCUGACAUCGCUCGCGUCAAGUUCUACAGAAACACAGUCUAUGCUCAUGUCAGCAAUGCCUCGAUUGACGAUGCAAAGUUUACUCACUACUGGCAAGAGAUUCGAGAAACGCUGGUGCGAUUAGGAGGAGCAGGUUCAAACUAUGGAGAUACCAUUGAUCGUCUUGCGAAUGACAGCAUGGACCCUGAAAAGGAGAAGCUUUAUCAGGAGCUUUUGAAAGCAUGGCGGAAUGAUGAGGUCAGCCUGAAAGGCAAGUUAGAUGACAUGGACAAGAAACUAUCGGAUUUAGCUAAUCCUAAAAAGAGAAUGCGGUCAGCAGGUAUGUAAUAAAAAAGUGACAUCUGACACUUUUGAGCAGAUUUACCGUAGCCCUUCAAGAGAAAUGUUCAUCUAUAAAAUUAUUUCUUCAGCAAAAAGUCUUCGCAAUUUAGCACCUCCAUGUCAGUUUUCUCUCGUCAUCGACUGGCAUUUGUCAGUCAUUUUACACCAACCUAAAGAUAGCUUUGCUAGCGGCGUUGAGUCAAGGAUGCUAUUAGCUAUGAACUGGAAUCCCUCUUUCUCUUCCCUUCUAUCAUCCUUUUUCCUUUCCGUUGCGCCUCACAUCCUCCUUUUCCCUUUUUCUUAUAUUUAUCCCCUUCCCAUCUUUUGGAUCUUCUUUUGGGUGUUAAAUCAUAGCAUUAACGUAACUUACCUCGAAUAGAGGUUCUUUUUCUAACAACCUAUUUUUUUUAUCCCAUUAUCUGUCUCAUUGUUUAUGUAUUUAUUUUUUGGCGAGGAUUUAUCAUUAACCUUUCGGCCUAAGGCACCACCACACCCUUAAGGCUUAUGGGGGGGAGAAGGAGUAGUUUAGGGGAAAAAAUUGAAGUGGAGGAAAUUGUAAUUAGUUGUAUGGGUGCAGAUGAAUGAAGGCUAGAGAUUCGUGACUGUUUUAUUUCGUGUUUACCUCUAGAACCCUUCGAUCUUAAGCAGUGCCAGAAAGAUCUUCAUUCAUUUUAUCGCACAAUUUGUAAAGUAAAAAUCAUUCCUUGGAAGCCGAAGUCUGCAGUUUGCAUUAAUGAAAUUUACACAAAGUUAUCAUGGCAAAGGGAAGAAAGCAAACCAAGCGAAGAUAGUCAAGUGGAAUUAGAAGACUACACCGGUAUGUUUAAGAGGUGUGGGCCUUACGACGAACCAAACCGAAUAUUGGUGUUUGGGCCACCAGGCAUAGGAAAGACUACAUUUGCCAAAAGAGUUGUUUUCGACUGGUUACAUCAAGCAAAGGAAAUCCUUAAAAAGUUUGAACUUGUGCUUCUUAUUAGGCUGCGAGAUGUGUGUGAAUUGCAGACUAUGCCAGAUAUUUUGACGGCUGCCAAACUGUUACCCGCUGAUGGCAUAAUUUCAGUCGAGAGCUUGUAUGAGUACAUUCAAUGGAACCAAGAAAAAGUUCUUUUGGUCUUGGAUGGCUAUGAUGAGUACUUCUGUGCAGAAUGCUCUCCUGUCCGUAACAUCUGGGAGGGUAGUUUGCUUAGGGGUUGUUCCGUCAUUGUCACAACGCGGUUGGAAGGGGCAGAUGAAUUGACAGAACGCAGUCACGCGGAAUGCCAGAUUAAUGGGUUUGUUAGUGGUAUUCAACUUAGAAAUUUUGCAAGAAAGUUUCUUAAAGAUGAAGAAGUUGUUGCUAAGUUUGAGAAAUAUCUGGAGGAGAAAGGCUUAAGAAAAGUUGCAGAAAUACCACUUCUUCUGGUAAUGCUGUGCUUACUUUGGAAGGAAGAAGGCCACAAAGGACACCUCAAAUCACGAGCCAGCAUCUACAUGCAUUUCAUUCAGAUGUUACUGGAUCACAUGACUGCAAAAGAACCACAUGCAAAGAAAUUUCGUAAAGUAGAUGACUACAAAGAAGAUCUCUUGAAACUGGGGAAACUUGCAUUUGACGCCCUUAAACAAGGUUCUCUCUCUAUGUGCUACAGCGAACUACCCGAUGAUAUUUUGACCAAGAAACUGAUUGAGGUAGGUUUAUUUCAAUCUCUGAAUGUUUCAAGUCUGAAGCCUGAGAAGGAGGUUUUCUUCAUUCAUAAGUCCGUUCAGGAGUUCCUUGCCGCUUGGUACGUCAAGGAAGAACUUGCAUCUUCAAGAAAUAAAAGCCCGACCUGUCUCCCUGAAGAUGAAUCUUCUGAAAAGGUUUUAAAGAUGACUGAAGUAAUCAAAUUUGUCAAUGAAAUGUCUGGAGAAGCCUCAAGUAUUGUCCUUAAGCACCUGGAGACGGUGGCAAAGAGGGAAAGACUCACGGAAAACAUACUCAGCGAGACACCAUCAUUUGAAGACUUGUCAGAGAAACAAAGGCAUUUCCUUGCACUCUGUUCACACAGCUAUUUUUGCCUAUCAGUCGAGAAGAGAAAAGAUCUUUACUGCCUGUACCUGUCUUGCACUGGAGGUAUUUUACUGAUAGACUCUGAUCAACUCCAUGUUAUUGCCAGCGAGCACUUGCUGAAAUACUCUCAACCACCGAACUACGUAUUCUUCACCGAUAGUAAGCAUCCAAAGGAAAACUAUAGCGACCUGAUCACCGUCCUGGAGGAUGUGAAUGGGACUCUUGUUAGCUCAUCAGGUGAAGUGGAAGCCUCGAUGUUUCUCAGGAAGUAUAAUCCACAGAGAGUGGAACAAUUUUUCCUGAAGAAAGAGAACAAUUCGUUCAUUUACCUUUAUUUUGCUCACAUUUCUAAGAGCUAUGAUCACCCAUUGCCCAUCGAAAUGCUCCAAGAUGUCACCCGGUCACCUGAAUCCACUCAGAUAGGGAAGACCUCAGUCGGCGACCGGCCAAAUGGACCAGACAACACAGCGUUACUGUUGUCAGAGGACACCGAACGCUCACCUGUUCCCCCCCGUCAUUGCCUUUCAUUGACCUCAGAGAUCCGUACUGAGUAUUUGGAAGAGCAAGAAAUGAAGACACUCAUUACGGCCCUUCCGCAUGUGAUUUUUCCCCGAGUCAUGACCAUGUCUGUUCCAGUGGGUAAAUUGUAUGAUGCCCUCAUAUUGGAGAAUCUGCUGUCUCGUCUCAACUUUACAAACAGACUCGACACUUUAGAAUUCUGCCGUUGCAAUAUCACUGCGGGACCAGCCGCUGCCAUCGCCAGAUCUUUCCACAAAGCACCUAACUUGCGUGAGCUCUACUUGUCCUACAACCCCCUUGGUGACGGAUUGAACACUCUCAUGGAACAUCUCCAUUGUGUUCAGCAGUUAGAAACACUUCGCCUUGGAGGUGUCAAGAUGACUAAAGAGCAAGUGGAGGAUUUGACCAGAGCAGUACGUCAGAGUAACAUCACUAGUCUGGGGUCGUAUUAUCAUGUGAGUUUAGAAAUGGUAAUAAUUCAACUCGGGAAGUAGUCAGGUCAGUUAUGAAUUUGGAUCGUCCGAUAGCGUGGGGCGUGACUAAUAUGAGAUUACGAGCACGAUAACCAGUAAAUUGUACGACACGAAGUUCUCAGUUCAAACUGAAUCGUGACAACUUGCUCUCUGAAAUUUGAUUGGCUAACAUUAGUGGGUUGGUUAAAUUUUUUUGGCUCGUAGUGUUGAGUACUCGUAUCCACCCUUCAUUACUGCCUUGGCAAUCAGAAAGUAAGAAGUAUUUUAUGUCAACGCUGCGUUAUUUUUUGUCAUGAAGGACCACAAAUAAAGAUGAACAUCUGUAGUGAAAAGAUAUCUUUUUUUUUUUCUGAUAGGACCAGCAAGGAAAUCCCAAGCCUGAGCACGAGUGGCCAGCAGACGAACUAUGGAAAGGAAAAUGGUGGUACAAAUCAGAGGACGAAGUAGAAAAUGGGACGGAGGGCGCAUUUGAGCCUAAAUCAGAGGAGAGGCUGAAGCCUGGGACAGAGGAUGAGUGAGAGCCUGUGACAUUAACAAGAAUCAUUACCUGCUGAAGGCAAAUUGAAUUUGUCGAUUGAUUCCCAAUGCGCACGAAGUAAUCACUAAUAUUAUUAUGGCCUUAGGAGAAUCAUUGUUACAUAUUGAUUUUAGGUGAUUUUCGCAGCAACUGAAUUUUGUUAUUUUUUGUUUUUUAAAUUUUCUUCGCUACCUUUGCUCUAGUAUCAUAAUGCUCUAGUAUCAUAAUCACUUCUUUUUUUGGAUGAUUGUUUCAAGGUAUAACGUAAUCUCCCUAUCAAUAAUCUCAGAAAUCACCCGGGCAAUUACACUGGUGAGUUUAGGUUGAUGACUGUAUCAGAACCCAGUGGAGGGAGGGCCAGGGGUAUACUUAGUAUAGUAGGGAAGAGAAGAGCCUUGAUUUUUAAUUUUCUUCAGGUUAAAGGUUGUUUGGUUUUGGAAAUAUUCGUCUCGCUACCAAAUUGGUGACAGCUACACCGUGAAGAUGAAUUGAUUUAGGAGGAACACCAAUGUUUCCUUGUAAGUUCGCUGAGUUAUUUUAGGUUUUUUUUCGGAAGUCGAAGUCGGUUUCAAAUGUAAGUUGUUUUGGUCACCAACCUCGUUCUCAGGGAUUUUCCCGUAAAGAUUGUGACAGGGCCAAUUUUCAAGAGGAAAGUUGUGGGAACGAGGCUUUUGGUCAUGAGUCGUUGAGGUCGUAAAGACCGGUCUACCUGAACUGGAAACGAAGACAUACAUAAUAUAAGCAUAAACCUAGGUUCAUUUACCGGUGACUUUAAACGUCUAGAUCUUUCUUAAUAGUACAAAGCUUCUUUUAUCUAUGUCUUUUGAUGGGUCGUAAUUAAGUGUCAUUCUUUCUCGUGGAAAACCUGUCUGUACAUUGAGCGUAUAAAUGACCUGAGUAAUGUGUACAAUUGGCUGUCAGCUAACAAGCUUACCCAACAUAUGACAAAAACUAAGUUUACACUUAUUGCAUCAAGGCAGAGGUUAUCAUGGGAAGUCCCCUUCUCCUAUAAACGAGAACGCAGUAGAAAAAAUCACCUCCAUUAAAUCUCUUGGAGUUUAUUUCGACCAAAAUUUAAACAGGGAAUGCCAUAUUAAAAAUAUCUGCCAGAACAUAGCUUGUGCUAUUGGUGCAAUUAAACGAAUUCGGCAUCUCACUCCAUUUAAAAUUUUAAUGAAAGUUUGUCGUAACCUUGUUCAACCACAUUUUGACUAUUGCAAUGUGAUGUGAGGAAACUGUAAAAAAGGCUUUUAUGGCUUCAAAAUCGCACAGCUCGCACCCUAAUGAUUAAGCUCAAGUAAAUUUUUAGACACCUUGAAAAGCUGUGUUUAUUUUUGAAAUAUUUUGAUAAUUUUUGGUGUAGUCAGGUAGGUAGGUAGGUAGAUUGUCUGGUAUCUAAAUUGACUGAUGGAAAUACCGUG
This is a messenger RNA of Pocillopora meandrina, 5637 nucleotides long. The record is from the annotation of a GenBank genome assembly. Lineage: Eukaryota; Metazoa; Cnidaria; Anthozoa; Scleractinia; Pocilloporidae.